Drosophila willistoni is the source of this 3343-nucleotide messenger RNA. It is a transcript of the gene Rtel1, whose product is annotated as regulator of telomere elongation helicase 1 homolog. NCBI's taxonomy places the organism in Eukaryota, Metazoa, Arthropoda, Insecta, Diptera, Drosophilidae. The coding region runs from base 89 to 3145 and encodes 1018 amino acids. Gene Ontology annotation, cellular component: nucleus. The record is from RefSeq and is a predicted model, not a curated record. Gene Ontology annotation, biological process: DNA recombination; negative regulation of DNA recombination; telomeric loop disassembly. Gene Ontology annotation, molecular function: hydrolase activity, acting on acid anhydrides, in phosphorus-containing anhydrides; DNA polymerase binding; DNA binding. The transcript is spliced from 7 exons.
AUAUGUUUUUAUUUUGGCGCGCGCCAAUCUGGUCAACGCCGCAAAGUGAGGGUUUGCGAAUUUCAAGCGUUUUUGUAACUCCAACACAAUGCCCGAAAGCAUAAUUGCUGGUAUUCCAGUGCACUUUCCCUUCGAGCCAUACGAAGUGCAGCGGGCGUUUAUGGAGAAAGUCAUCAUAUGUUUACGUGAUGGCACAAAUGGCGUUCUCGAAUCACCCACUGGCACCGGCAAGACCCUCAGCCUACUCUGUUCGUCGCUGGCCUGGAUUCGAACGAGGCAAUCGGAGCAGCAGAAGCAAAUACGUAAACUGCAGGAUGCAGCCAAUAACACUAAAGUGGGACCCACAGGAAUUGUACCCGGAGAGGCUGCCGAGUUGGCUUUAACCGUGGGCAAGGCCAACAAUUGGGGUGUCCCCAAAGUGAUUUAUGCAUCUCGUACCCACUCUCAGCUAACGCAAGCCAUGCGUGAGCUGAAACGUUCGGCAUAUGCCGGCAUGAGAUCAGUGGUCCUUGGUUCCCGUGAUCAGCUAUGCAUUCAUCCGGAGGUGAUGCGGGAGCAGGGCAAUUCCAAUAAGGUGAACAUGUGCAAAAUGCGCGUGCAUUCGAAAACUUGUUCAUUUCAAUUGCGUGUCGAGUCGAAGAAGGAUCAUCCCGAUUUUCGGGGGCCCAGUAUUAUGGAUAUUGAGGAUCUAGUCAAGGUGGGACAGAAGUUAAAAAUGUGCCCCUAUUUUGCCUCCAAGGAGCUGGUAAACGAUGCUGAUAUCACCUUUAUGCCAUACAAUUAUCUGCUCGAUCCCAUGGCUAGAAAGGCGAACAAAAUCGAGCUUAGCAACACGAUAGUCAUACUGGAUGAGGCCCACAACAUUGAGAAAAUAUGCGAGGAAUCGGCUUCGGUACAAAUUAAAUCAUCAGAUGUGGCGGUGGCCAUUGAGGAUGUUACCCACAUAAUGAGAAUCUUUACCAGCGCCGAUAGCCAAGAUUUUAGUGGCGAUGAACCCAAAGAUUUCACGCUAGAUGAUCUUACAUUGCUUAAGGAAAUGUUACUAGAACUAGAGAAGGCUAUCGAUGGUGUGGUGGUGGACAAUCUGGCGGAGGGAACUACCUAUCCAGCUAGCUAUAUGUACGAGUUGCUAGCAAAGGCCAAUUUUACCUAUGGCAAUUGUGCCAGCAUUGUGGCUCUGCUGGACAAGCUGGUGCAAUAUCUAAUGGUGGCUUCCCAGAACAAUAGCUCUAUGAUCAUGCGUAAAGGUGGCAGCUUUUUGGUCCUGGCCGAGCUCCUGACCAUUGUAUUUGCUAACAAGGAGGACAUCAUGGCCAAGGUGCAUCGAAGUUUUAAGGUUCAUGUGGAAGUGGAGGAGGCGAAGCAAAAUGCUGGCAAGCCAGCCCCAAAGCAGCAGCAGCAAGGCGGCUGGUUGGGUAAAGGAAACAAUACUAGCAAUUCGUCGUCAUCGAACAAAGCCAAAGUCAUAAAUUUCUGGUGCUUUAAUCCUGGUUUUGGCAUGGAACAGCUACUGAAUACCCAAGUCCGUAGUGUCAUAUUAACCAGUGGUACAUUGGCUCCACUUAAGCCUCUCAUUGCAGAACUAGCCAUACCCGUGGCCCAGCACUUGGAGAAUCCGCAUAUUGUGGAUCAGUCGCAGGUUUAUGUAAAGAUCAUUGGCACUGGGCCAGAUCGCCAGCAACUUAUUUCCAACUUUAAGAAUCGAGAUAAUCCCAAAUACAUCAGUUCACUGGGCCAGACCAUUCUCAAUGUGUCACGUAUUGUGCCCGAUGGACUACUGGUGUUCUUUCCCUCGUAUCCCAUGCUAAAUAAAUGUGUCGAUGCCUGGCAAACCAGUGGCUUGUGGGCGGACAUCGCAGCUAAGAAACCCAUUUUCCUAGAGCCACGCGGCAAAGAUCAAUUUACCACCACCAUGGAGGAAUUUUAUCAAGCCAUACGCGACUCAAAAGGUGCUUGCUUUAUGGCCGUUUGUCGGGGCAAAGUCUCUGAGGGCUUGGACUUUGCCGAUCGCAAUGGUCGAGCCGUUAUUAUAACCGGCUUGCCCUAUCCCCCUCUCAAAGAUCCAAAGGUGAUCUUAAAACGACGCUAUCUAGAGGCGAAUCGCACCAAAGAGAAUCAACUGCUCACUGGACAGGAGUGGUAUAAUCUGGAUGCCACACGCGCUGUCAAUCAAGCCAUUGGUCGUGUCAUCCGUCAUCGUCAUGAUUACGGGGCCAUUUUGCUAUGCGAUUCUCGCUUUCAAGAUAACUCUCAGGUCCAACAGCUUUCCAAAUGGAUACGCGGACAUUUGGGAGCACGGCCACAAUGUUCACCCUUUGGGCCCAUUGUGCGAGAAUUGCGUCAAUUCUUUAGGCAUGCCGAGGAGACAAUGGAACAGCCGAAAGAACGCACCGAUGAACCUCUGCUGAAAAACGUUUACAAAACAGAAGCUGUCACUCAGGAAAAUAAUGAGGAGAAGCCACUGUUUAAAGUGAAACGAGAACCCGGACAAAUGGCCACCAAUGCGGCUGCAUUUAAGCAAGCCAAUGAAAUGGCAAUAAAGGUGGAAAUGACAAAUUCCAUUAAAAGCUGGACACCAGAUGACUAUGUCAGUGCCGCUGGACGGACACAAAGUCACUCACAGUCAAAGCCCCCCAAUGCCAUGGACUUUAUGAGUCGUCUCGACUCAAAUGUUUCGAGUAUAGAUUUCAAUUCCACGGGAACCGGAAAUUUGGUCAAAAUACACAAACGUGAACGCAGUUCACCCACUUUUGGCGAUACAAAGAGCAGCUCUCAGCUAAAGAAACGCUACAAACUAGUAGAUAAUAUUAAAACAGAACCAAGCACCAGUUCCAGUUGUAGUAGUAGUAUUAAUAGUAGUAGUAGUACUAGUAGUAGUAGCAUUUGCUGCUCACAAAAAGAGGCUCCAGAAUCCAGGGCAGAUUUCCUAAGAGAGGUGCGCUGUUUCAUCAAUCAAGAUGAGUUUCGUGACUUUGGCAAGGCUUUGCUGGCCUAUAAAAAUGGCGGCGACGAAGCAUUUGAAUCUCUAAUGAGUCUACUCUUCAAAUUGUUGGGUAAACCACAAAUGCGUUAUCUAUUACUCGGCAUUCGACGAUAUCUGAAAAAUGAACACAAGGCGGAGUUUGAUAAGCGCGUAGCCACUUAAACUUGAGCCAUUUGUUGCACUUAAGGUUUAUUAGUAGUUUUUUCCUUUUUUUUUUAUUUUGUUUAGGUUGUAUGUAUGUAAUUGCAUUUUUCUUUGAGUCAUAAAAAUAUAGAGUUAUAAGUGUACAGUGGACUUUAUGUAAAUGUGAAAUUGCAAUAAAUUCAAGGUCAUUUAUACACCUGGAACGGUAAUUUUGAA